GGUGGGAGGUAGGGUGGUAUCAGCAAGAAAGGUGGGCUGGGUAGAGUCGCACAAGGCCUCCUAUGAACUGCUUUGUCCCUGCCCUGAUCUCAUCUCCAGCUCUGCUGCCUUAACUCUGCUUAAUAAGCAUGGCUGUGCUCCCAAGCAGUGUUAAUUCAUUGAAAGAUUCAUUCAUUUACACACACACACACACUCACACUCUUAUAGCUGUGCUAUUUAGGACUCCACGUGGUCUGUUCCAAAGGAGAUCCUGCAGCCCUAUUCCAAAUAUCCAUUCUAAUUCUGUAACUGCUUUUUCUACAUCUCAUCAUGAAACCUCCCAGACUUCAUCCUGAUCUGUAGUCUCCCCUCUUGGCCCUACCUUGGUCCUGGCUCUAUUAUCUGCUCACUCCUCUGCCCUCUCCCCCUUCCUCAUCGUCUUAAAUGCUAGUUCAGGGGUUCAAGUCUUCUAGGGAGUGGGCUGAUGGGGCAGCAGGGUAGGUGCGGCUGUGACCUCUCUGCUUUUCCAGGGACACUCAGCCUACUUCUGAGUAGAGAAGCACAGGUGUACAGAGAGGGUGGCUGGGGAGGGCCCAGGAUCCCCAAAGGUCAGUGACUGGAUGGGGCUGGCCUGGGUUGCUGCUUUAGGUGGCACCUGUUGGGACUUAAAAUCGUGUGUAGCCUCCCUGGACGCCUUCUGCUGCACCCCAGCUGGCUCCCUAGAAUGGCUACAAUGGCUCUGCUUCCUCCUAAUCCCGGAUGGAGCCUUAAUCUAAGCGGUUUAGUGCCAGGUCUCAGAGGGCAGUGUGCAGGAGGCCCUAAGGACGGGUCUGGGCUAUGGGGCGAGAGAGAGUCUUGUUGCCUCCUCUUCAGAGGGGAGACCCAGGAAAGGCCACCUGGGAGGAUGUUGAUGGGGAGACCCCCACUUUUUCCCUCUUUAGUUUGAAUCCUGAGGGAAACCCCAGGAUUGGCUGAGCCUUGCCACAGGGCGGGCUGAGCAGAGAGGGGAGGAGGUGCAGGCAGGUGAUGCAGAAGGGAAGUUUCUUUUCAAACUGGGGGCAGUUAUUGGCAAACAGCCUGGUGGGAGUGUAUGUGUCUACACAAGCCCUGUGGGAAUGGAUGAAAGCGGGCCCCAAUUAGCACCAGUGGAGAAAAAAACGGCUGUGCCCACCAGCCCUCCCUCCCUGCCUCCGCCUGCCCAGGCCUGGGAGGGGUCUCGGGCUGCCGGGCUGAGGCUGGACAGAUUCAUAAUGUUGCCUGACUGAGGGCAAGGCAAGGGGAGGUGGAAGAGGGAGGGGCUUUUCCUGGGACUCCACCAGGGAGACUUGAAGCUCUUCCUUCUCUCCAGCUUGUGUCCUGCCUUGAGGUCCCUCAGGCCUGAAGCCACUGGAUGGUUAGCAACUUUGUCUACCUGUGGGUCUUCUGUCUGUGCUGUUGCUUGAGCUAGAGGGGCUGUGAUCAGUAGCCUCUGGGACUUACUGUCUACUCCUAUCCUUUGUUCACACCCCUACCUCCGUCUGGAGCUCUUGGUCAGGCCAGAGCUGGCUGAGGGAGUUGGGACCUGAGGGAGGCCCCUGAGCCCAUUAACCCUUUUACUGCCUCACAGUGUGGAAGGGGCCUCUCAGCCUUUGUGUAGGGGACUCAGAACUGCAGUUGCUAAGCAACAGGAGGUAGAGGUUGCUAAGGACAAUGCUCUUCUGUCAUAAACCCUCUGGGCAGUGAAGGGGAGAUGGGUUGGGGACUGUUGUGGGGCUGGUGGCCUAGAAAGUGUGCGGAACCCUGAGAGAGACUGUUGGAUUAGGGACCACACAGAAGGGAAGGCUUCCCAUCUUUGAGGACUCUAGAAGCAUCUAGUAGAGGAGACUGGAUUUAUCAACGAUGCCAUGGAGUGAAAGCAAUAUAAAACAAGCUAGGACUAAAGAGUAGGAUUCAGUUAGCUGCUGUGUGUAAAGCACCCCAGCCUGUGCCCGCGCAGUGCCUGUGUGGUGUGAACCCAUGACCAGGCCUCCAGAGGGAAGGAAGGUUAGGCUUAGUGGACACCAGCUUUCCUAAGGUGGGUCUUAGACCAACUCAUUAAAAUGGCAGGAUGGGCUUUUGUGCUGUAUUUCUUGGGAUUUUCAAGAUGCCCCACACAGCAGAAGGGAUGUGCAUUUUUUUCUCUGCCCUGAGUUGUUUGAUAAAAAUCAGUGACCUCGUUCUCCACUUAGAACUCCCCUGCUUGCUCUAGUCACCUCCCCUCACCACCUUUUAUUCUUAACCCUCUGCCCAGUCACAGCUUCCCAGAAACCUUCCUUACUCCUCUUGCUUCAUAGUGCAAUGUCUGGGCACAGUUAGCACCAUUUUUUGAACUUCUUGUGGAUGUGUGGACGUGAACUUGCCCAUUUAGGUGACUGUGGGUUCCCUGCCUUCCGAGAGCUUAAGAGAGCAGAGACUGUGUCUCCUGAUUUCUUCACACACCGCUGCAUAUGGGAAGAUCUGAAGUCAACAGGCUUUAGCCCUGCAGGUGGAGGGAGGCCUCCAGGAGGUGGGCCCAGGACUCUCAGGAGGACUCAGGGCUGCCCUGCUGGCGAUCUUCCUGUUCUGUAACACUACAGGUCUAGCAGUCCAACUGUCACAGAAAAGCUAGGACAUGCAGUAUGCUUCUUUGGAUAUUCUGAGUAACAUUUGGACUGUUACCCAUUGGCUACCAGCAUCUCCCAAGUGGGAAUACAUAGAUUACCCCCAGUGCCCUGAACAGCACUCGGUCCUAACACCCGUGUCCAUGGAAAGCACGCUGUGUCUGGAGAAAGAAGCCUGGCUUUGUCACUUACUAGCCAUGUGAUUUUGGAAAGAAACUUAACAUUAAUUCCUUCAGCUACAAUGGAAUUCUUGGGAGGAUUAAAUAUGGUGACAACGCCUAAUAUUAGAUGGCCUGUAUUCCACACUCAAUCUUCCUUCCCUCUUCUUCCUUCUUUGUAGAGCUAUAAUGAAAAGUAUCAUGUGGGACACAGAAGAGGUUGCAGUCUGGGGUCUGCAGGGCUCAGCGGCCAGGCAGAUUAGCUUUCUUGAGGAAUCCUGACAGUGGGUGGAAGGGUAUGAUUAUGUUAAAUAUUUACCCGCUAGGCCUCGUCUUAUCUCCCGGGUGGGGAUUUCAACACCUAGCCCUUUAAGCAGGUCCACCCAUGCUAGAGAAUCCACACCCUGGAACUCAUUCUAAGUAGAAAAAGACUCUUGCCUAAGAUCACAAAGCCUGCCUCAACUUGAUCCUUCUCUUCUUUCUGAAAUAGAUUUUCUUAUUUCUGAAAUAGAUCACUCUAGAGGUAGAAUGGAAGCAAACUGGAGGGGCUGAGCACAUUCACAGCUUCAGAAUUUCUAGUAUUAGGAAGAGCUGGGGUGGACACUAGCAAAGGGACUUGGAGCUGCAUUUGCAUACAACAUAAGAUUAAGAAAAUGCAGCCAGGCACAGUGACUCACAGCUUAAUCCCAGCACUUUGGGAGGCUGAGGCAGGAGGAUCCCUUGAGGCCACGAGUUUGAAACCAGCCUGGGCAACAUAGCAAGACCCCUCUCUUCAAAAAUUAAACAAUUAGCCAGGCAUGGUGACACGUGCUUGUACUACUAGCUACUUGAGAGGCUGAGGCAGGAGGAUCGAUUGAGCCCAGGAGUUCGAGGCUGCAGUGAGCUACAAUCAAACCACUGUACUCCAGCCUGGGCAACAGAGUAAGACCCUGUCUCUAAAAAAAAAGAAAGCUCCAUUUGUUCGUAGCAGAGGUCAAGGUGGGGAUGAGCAAUGUGAUGUAGAGGGGAGGAGGCUGAAGGCAGGGAGACUGGCAAGUAGGCUGUUGGAGAAACCCAGGUGAGACAUGCCACAGGUGUAAAGGUGAGGACGGCAGAGAAGGGGAAAUGUUUAGGAGGUAGGAUUUGAAAAACCUAAUGAGCAAGUAGAUAUGGGAGGUAAUCGAGGAAUCUAGGAGAUGCCAGGUUCCUGAUAAGGUGACUUGGUGUGUGGUGGUGCUGUACACUGAUGCAGGGAGAGAAAAGGAAGAUGACGUGUGAUCAGUUUAGGGACAGGGUCAGGACUUGAGUGCAGCUUUCUGAUUUCAAAUCUAGAGCUCAUUUAUUUGUUCAACAACUUUUAUUUGAGCAUCCACUGAUGCCAGGCACCAUGCUACAUGCCUUCCCUACAUUAUUUCUCUCCUCCACCCCACCCCAAUUUUGUUUCUUUCUCUUCUUUUUACAGAUGAGGAAACUGAAAUUGAGAGAGGUUAAGUAACUUGCCCAAAAGAGUACACAGUCGAGCUGGACUCAUGCGACGAGUCCGGCUGCAGAAGGGGGCCUCUCUCCAGAUUGAGGGUCUCCGGGUGGAAGACCAGGGCUGGUACGAGUGCCGCGUGUUCUUCCUGGACCAGCACAUCCCUGAAGACGAUUUUGCUAACGGCUCCUGGGUGCAUCUGACGGUCAAUUCGCCCCCUCAAUUCCAGGAGACACCUCCUGCUGUGUUGGAAGUGCAGGAACUGGAGCCUGUGACCCUGCGUUGUGUGGCCCGUGGCAGCCCCCUGCCUCGUGUGACGUGGAAGCUCCGAGGAAAGGACCUUGGCCAGGGCCAGGGCCAGGUGCAAGUGCAGAACGGGACGCUGCGGAUCCGCCGGGUAGAGCGAGGCAGCUCUGGGGUCUACACCUGCCAAGCCUCCAGCACUGAGGGCAGCGCCACCCACGCCACCCAGCUGCUAGUGCUAGGACCCCCAGUCAUCGUGGUGCCCCCCAAGAACAGCACAGUCAAUGCCUCCCAGGAUGUUUCCUUGGCCUGCCACGCUGAGGCAUACCCCGCUAACCUCACCUACAGCUGGUUCCAGGACAACAUCAAUGUCUUCCACAUUAGCCGCCUGCAGCCCCGGGUGCGGAUCCUGGUGGACGGGAGCCUGCGGCUGCAGGCCACCCAGCCUGAUGAUGCCGGCCGCUACACCUGUGUGCCCAGCAAUGGCCUCCUGCAUCCACCCUCAGCCUCUGCGUACCUCACUGUGCUCUACCCAGCCCAGGUGACAGCUAUGCCUCCUGAGACACCCCUGCCCAUAGGCAUGCCGGGGGUGAUCCGCUGCCCGGUUCGUGCCAACCCCCCACUGCUCUUUGUCAGCUGGACCAAGGAUGGAAAGGCCCUGCAGCUGGACAAGUUCCCUGGCUGGUCCCAGGGCACAGAAGGCUCACUGAUCAUUGCCCUGGGGAACGAGGAUGCCCUGGGAGAAUACUCCUGCACCCCCUACAACAGUCUUGGUACCGCCGGGCCCUCUCCUAUGACCCGCGUGCUGCUCAAGCUCUGGGAGGAAGAAUGUUCUGCAGAGGUUCGUACAUCUCUGAGAGUCCUGCCUAAGCCUGCCAGCCCUUACUACACCACCAUUUUCCUCCAGCCCCUACCCACUGGGGAACAGAAACAGAGCCAGAGAGGAAUUGAGAGAUGGAGAGAGAAUGAGGUGGAGACAGGCUUGGCUCCCCCAGCUUUUAUAGAGCGGCCCAAGAAAGAAUAUUUCCAAGAAGUAGGGCGGGAGCUGCUCAUCCCCUGCUCCGCCCAAGGGGACCCUCCUCCUGUUGUCUCUUGGACCAAGGUGGGCCGGGGGCUGCAAGGCCAGGCCCAGGUGGACAGCAACAGCAGCCUCAUCCUGCGACCAUUGACCAAGGAGGCCCACGGGCACUGGGAAUGCAGUGCCAGCAAUGCUGUGGCCCGAGUGGCCACCUCCACGAACGUCUACGUGCUGGGCACUAGCCCUCAUGUUGUCACCAAUGUGUCCGUUGUGGCUUUGCCCAAGGGUGCCAAUGUCUCCUGGGAGCCUGGCUUUGAUGGUGGUUAUCUGCAGAGAUUCAGUGUCUGGUACACCCCACUGGCCAAGCGUCCUGACCGAAUGCACCAUGACUGGAUGUCCUUGGCAGUGCCUGUGGGGGCUGCUCACCUCCUAGUGCCAGGGCUGCAGCCCCACACCCAGUACCAGUUCAGCGUGCUAGCUCAGAACAAGCUGGGGAGUGGUCCCUUCAGCGAAAUCGUCUUGUCUGCUCCUGAAGGGCUUCCUACCACGCCAGCUGCACCCAGGCUUCCCCCAACAGAGAUACCGCCUCCCCUGUCCCCUCCGCGGGGUCUGGUGGCAGUGAGGACACCCCGGGGGGUACUCCUGCAUUGGGAUCCCCCAGAGCUGGUCCCUAAGAGACUGGAUGGCUACGUCUUGGAAGGCCGGCAAGGCUCCCAGGGAUGGGAGGUGCUGGACCCGGCUGUGGCAGGCACAGAAACAGAGCUGCUGGUGCCAGGCCUCAUCAAGGAUGUUCUCUACGAGUUCCGCCUCGUGGCCUUCGCGGGCAGCUUCGUCAGCGACCCCAGCAACACGGCCAACGUCUCCACUUCCGGUCUGGAGGUCUACCCUUCGCGCACGCAGCUGCCGGGCCUCCUGCCCCAGCCCGUGCUGGCCGGUGUGGUGGGCGGAGUCUGCUUUCUGGGCGUGGCCGUCCUUGUGAGCAUCCUGGCCGCCUGCCUCAUGAACCGGCGCAGGGCUGCCCGCCGCCGCCGCAAGCGCCUCCGCCAAGAUCCACCUCUUAUCUUCUCUCCGACCGGGAAGUCAGCUGCACCCUCUGCUCUGGGCUCAGGCAGUCCUGACAGCGUGGCGAAGCUGAAGCUCCAGGGAUCCCCAGUCCCCAGCCUGCGCCAGAGUCUGCUCUGGGGGGAUCCUGCCGGAACUCCCAGCCCCCACCCAGAUCCUCCAUCUAGCCGGGGACCCUUACCUCUGGAGCCCAUUUGCCGGGGCCCAGACGGGCGCUUUGUGAUGGGGCCCACUGUGGCGGCCCCCCAGGAAAGGUCAGGCCGGGAGCAGGCAGAACCUCGGACUCCAGCCCAGCGUCUGGCCCGGUCCUUUGACUGUAGCAGCAGCAGCCCCAGUGGGGCACCCCAGCCCCUCUGCAUUGAAGACAUCAGCCCUGUGGCACCCCCUCCAGCAGCCCCACCCAGUCCCUUGCCAGGUCCCGGACCCCUGCUCCAGUACCUGAGCCUGCCCUUCUUCCGAGAGAUGAAUGUGGAUGGGGACUGGCCCCCUCUUGAGGAGCCCAGCCCUACUGCACCCCCAGAUUACAUGGAUACCCGGCGCUGUCCCACUUCAUCUUUCCUUCGUUCUCCAGACACCCCUCCUGUGUCCCCCAGGGAAUCACUUCCUGGGGCUGUGGUAGGGGCUGGGGCCACUGCAGAGCCCCCUUACACAGCCCUGGCUGACUGGACACUGAGGGAGCGGCUGCUGCCAGGCCUUCUCCCUGCUGCCCCUCGAGGCAGCCUCACCAGCCAGAGCAGCGGGCGAGGCAGUGCUUCGUUCCUGCGGCCCCCCUCCACAGCCCCCUCUGCAGGAGGCAGCUACCUCAGCCCUGCUCCAGGAGACACCAGCAGCUGGGCCAGUGGCCCUGAGAGAUGGCCCCGAAGGGAGCAUGUGGUGACAGUCAGCAAGAGGAGGAACACAUCUGUGGAUGAGAACUAUGAGUGGGACUCAGAAUUCCCUGGGGACAUGGAAUUGCUGGAGACUUUGCACCUAGGCUUGGCCAGCUCCCGGCUCAGACCUGAAGCUGAGCCAGAGCUAGGUGUGAAGACUCCAGAGGAGGGCUGCCUCCUGAACACUGCCCAUGUUACUGGCCCUGAGGCCCGCUGUGCUGCCCUUCGGGAGGAAUUCCUGGCCUUCCGCCGCCGCCGAGAUGCUACUAGGGCUCGGCUACCAGCCUAUCGACAGCCAGUCCCCCACCCCGAACAGGCCACUCUGCUGUGAACAUCCCUAAUGUGAGGCUGUGAAAAGGCAUAUGGACCUGCAAAGGAGGCCCCCAAUCAGACAGACCUAGUUUCAAACGAGGGCACUGCCCCUGCCUGCCCCUUUGGUGCCCAGGCACAGACCCUGAUAGUGGGUUUGGGUCACCUUGGUAUGGAAUGUAUGUGCUGACCCCCUAGGUGAGUCUGGGGAUUGGAACAGGGAUCUUAGGUCUGCCUCUCUCUCUCUCUCUCUCUCUCUCUCUCUCUCUCUCUCUCUCUCUCUCUCCGUGUGUGUGUGUGUGUGUGUGUGUGUGAAGUUUUUUACAGGUGAAUAAACAAAGUUUGAAAGAUG
Molecule: messenger RNA, 8061 nt
Organism: Gorilla gorilla gorilla (western lowland gorilla)
Lineage: Eukaryota; Metazoa; Chordata; Mammalia; Primates; Hominidae
Gene: IGSF9
Product: immunoglobulin superfamily member 9
Exons: 20
Coding region: 4264-7731 (1155 amino acids)
Cellular component (GO): neuron projection
Molecular function (GO): protein binding
Source: RefSeq, a predicted model, not a curated record